Messenger RNA from Cylicocyclus nassatus, 2601 nucleotides. The record is from the annotation of a GenBank genome assembly. NCBI's taxonomy places the organism in Eukaryota, Metazoa, Nematoda, Chromadorea, Rhabditida, Strongylidae.
AUGGCGGGACCCACAUCGUUGAAGGUAGCAAAAGCCCUUCUGACAAGAUACUGUAACAACCUACAGCGCCUGACUGAGGAAAGUGAAAAGGCGCUGAAAACGGAGGAACUCAAAGUUUGGAACAUGCAGCAAUCACAGGAGGUCCAAAGAAAGGUAAUGGAGCUAGAGGCAAACAUCAAUCUUGUAUCGCAAAGCCUGGAAAAAUUUGCCAACGUUGUUGACACCGUAAUGGAGUCAGUUACAGAAGAACAGGAACAACAAGUUCAGGAAUACAUUGACAAGGCGCAAACAACUAUCGAUCAAGCCCAGAAAUUAACGAUACAGCUGGAGUCUGCAAGGAUAAGCGCACGUGAUCACGCAGGAGACCCCACGCGCCCGACAAGUUCGUCUUUGAGGGCACAUGGAGAAGCACCCACGUCUCAGUUACCUCCUAUUCCAGUGCCAACGUUUACGGGAGAGCUAUGGGACUUCGAAAAUUUUUGGAGACUAUUCGAAGCAAACGUCGAUCACCAACCACUCACCAAGCUACAAAAGUUCAACUACCUGAUAAACGCUCUAAGGGGUGAAGCACGAGAACUAGUAAACCGCUUUACGGUCACGGAGGACAAUUAUGAGGAAGCAAUCGCGAUGUUACGCCGAAAAUAUGGGGAUAAAUCUCGCCUUGUUGCGAAGCUCCAACAGCGUCUGGAAGAAACGUACGCAGCUAAUACUAGUACGACAGCACAACGACGUCUGUUAGAAACAAUCAUUCCACUGAUUUCGCAGUUAGAAGCUCACAAACGCAAGAUCCUACAGCAGUACAUCACUCCAGAGAUGCAAGAAAAAAAUUGGCACAUAAAAGAUAUCAUCACGGCGUUGGACGACUGCAUAUCAACGGAAGAGCGAAUCAGUGAGAUGAUGACAUACACGACAAACGCAACGAACACUUAUACAAGAAGGACAAGAACGAUACCUUAUAGAGAGGACACAAUACAAAGACGCAAUGACGGCUAUUAUGUGAGGCUACCAUUCAAAGAAGAUCAUCCUUAUCUUCCAAACAAUAGAGCCAUAGCGAAAAAACGGCUCAACAGCGUUCUGCUCAUGCUGAAAUCGAAACCAGAUUUACUCCAAGCAUACGAUCAAGCCCUGAAAGAUCAGCUAGAGAAGGGGAUAAUCCAGGAGAUUCCGGGAGAUGAAGCAGCUGUCGGAAAACAUUUGCAUUAUAUCCCUCACCAACCCGUGAUCAUGCCGCACAAGGAGAUAACAAAACUUCGCAUAGUUUUCGAUGCCUCAUCUCAUUUUAAGGACUGUCCAUCACUGAAUGACGUACUUUACCAAGGUCCACUCAUUCUUCCCGAUCUGUAUGCGAUGUUACUCCGCUUCAGAAUGGCAUCGUUUGCAGCCACAGCGGACGUGGAGAAGGCAUUCUUGCAAGUUCAUCUUCAUGAACUUGAUCGCGAUGCUACAAGAUUUUUAUGGGUCCGCCACAUUAACUCACCUGCAGAAGAGGACAACAUUGUCACCUACAGGUUCACAAGAGUGAUAUUUGGAUUGAAUGUAUCGCCCUUCCUACUGGCCGGAACGAUACAGUACCACUUAGAGCACUCCGUCAUCGAUCGACCACUUGCAAAGGAAAUUCGAGAAAACCUGAUAACUAUGACCACAAUCGCACUACCACCGACGCCUACGCUCGGAGACAUGUUCAUUACAGACGGAGAAGAAACCUCCAUUUGGCAAGAACCAUUUGAGACCGACCUAUUCUGCAGCACCUGGCAGAAAGCAAACUCUUCCGAUUGUAUUCUGCGCGACAGCUGUCAGUGGCCGGCGGAGUCGUGGGUAAACUGUCAAUGUCUUUCGAAGGAUUUAACCCAGGAAUUCAAUCGCGUUGACUUGAAACUACCAGUGCAGCGGUCAUCGGGAGAGCUUAGGAUAUUCGAAGGAAUCUUGACAGCGAAGAUACCGCAAAUGGUGUCAGCUGAGUUUAUAUUAGCCACCGAGCAAACAGUGAGCACAGAACAAGUGAAGGUUUUAGUGAAACAAGGUAGCUGCACAAUACCCGACAGCGAGAUAACGGGCUGUUAUAACUGCGUAAAAGGAGCAGAAGCAAAGAUCCAGUGCUCUUCGUCGCGUGAGACACUUGCGGAAGUGCUUUGCGAACAAGACGCAUUUGUCGUGCCAUGUGCCCCUAACGCUCCACAGUCUACUUUACAAUUCCACCUGAACCACGCCAAGCAACUGCUGAACUGUUCGGUGUACUGCGGGGAUACUCAUCAAUUUUUCGUUCUUACAGGAGUACUCAAAUACGUGGGAAACUGGCGAGCACCGAUGCUGCAAAUGAUGGCGAGAAACAGCACAGUCUACGGAGAGUUCGCUUGGCCGGACUUCACUCACAUACUGGAGGUAUUUUUCGCUUGGUACAAGACGCUUGCGAUUACCCUUGUAGGAGUGGGUCUGCUCGUGUUAAUCAUCUACCUGAGCUUUCAAGGAUUGGGAAUAUCCGCUUUUUGGACUAUCCUACGCUUUUUCGCCAGGAUAGUGUGCCUACCGAUGCAUAUAGUGGUAAAAGUAGGAAGAUGCUUACAAAGAACGACGUUCCACAACCCCCACCAGAAAACAGUUUAA